AUGGCAGAGAGAAUUAUUGCAGUUGAGGAACGCUUGGGACGUGUGGAAACUAGUAUUGAGGAUUUGCGUACUUUCAUUGCUGCGGAGAUUCAACGGGCGAUGGUGAAUCAUGAAUCACCUCAGUCAAGCGGUACAACGGUUACCUCGUCGUUGGAUGAGUUUCGUUUGUCCUCAAAGAAGGUGGAGUUGCCAGCAUUUACCGGCGACGAUCCGGUGGCGUGGAUCACUCGUGCUGAGACAUACUUUGAAGUACAACGAAUCUCUCAGGAUGUUCGUAUUCAGUUGACAAAGUUAAGUAUGGAAGACCCUACUAUCCAUUGGUUUAACCUAUGGCGUGAUUCAACAGAGGAAUUGUCAUGGGAGAAACUCUAUGAAGAAAUGAUGGCGAGAUUUGGAGGAAGGCGUUUGGAGAACCCCUUCGAAGAACUCAAGGAUUUGAAGCAAUCUGAGACGGUGGAGGAUUACAUCGCCGAAUUUAAAUUGUGUUCAUCUCAGUAUGGAAGGUUACCAGAACAACAAUUUCUGGACUAUUUUAUUGGUGGUUUACAUCACGACAUCCAUUCUCGGCUAAGAACGUUCAAGCCGCAUAACCGGUAUGUGGCGAUGCAAUUGGCACGUGAUGUGGAACGUGAAUUUGCUGAAAAUUCAGGUCAUGGAUCUGGUUCACGUUACAAGCCGGGUCAUGGCUCUUGGACAAAAUCUCAAAAACCUAAUUGGGCUUUUCACGAAGGGGAAGGAAAGGGAUCUGCAAUUCAGACCCACACUAAUAACUAUUUGGGCAAAACGCGUACUAGUUCGGGUUCGGGAUCUCAAACCGGGUCAACACGCCCUACUAAUUCUACAACAUCUUCUCGCCCAAAUUUAGGUGACAAUUUGCGCCGUCAUUCUCGUGGUGUCCGCCAUCUACCAAGUGCAGAGGUUAAUGAGCGUCGUGCGAAAGGACUCUGUUUUCGUUGCAGCGAACGAUGGGAUCCUCUCCAUCAAUGUGCAACAAAACAGUUACGAUUGAUUAUCUUAGGGGAUGAUGAAAUUGUCAACGAUGAAGGAGAGAUUGUCGUGUUAGAGGCUGAGUCGGAAGAAGAUCUCACACAAGAGGAAUUAGAAUGUAAAACUAUGGGACUGUUUGGUGUAUCCACUAAUCUAAACCAGGUCCGGACGAUGAAAUUGGAGGGAUGUUUACACGGUGCAUCUAUUCUGGUUCUUAUUGACAGUGGAGCCACACAUAAUUUCAUAUCCCCUAAGGUGGUGGAAACCCUCGGAUUGCCUAUGGUGCCUUCUAAUCCCUUGGGUGUUAAGUUAGGAGAUGGUCAUCGUGUCCUACCUAGGGGUAGAUGCAAUGGAAUUCAGCUGAACAUGGGAGCGGUGCAGAUUUGUUUUGAUGCUUAUGUACUGGAGUUAGGAGGUGUGGAUUUGAUUUUGGGAGUUGUGUGGCUGGAAACUUUGGGGAAGGUGACCAUGGAUUGGAAAGAAAUGUCUAUGGUGUUCAACCAUAAGGGCAGUAUGGUGAAAUUACUUGGUCAAGCUGUAGAUGAUACGAUGGCUACAUUCCAAAGCAUUAUCACUCCUUCUCGAAUGAUAGCAGGUUGUGAAUGGCCUACCUUAAUGAAGGUGCUAGGAUCACCGAUGUCACGUGUCUCUGAUCAUCAGACUAAGGAGUUGGGAGGAUUGUUGGAUCAUUUUGUUAUUGUGUUUAAAGAAAUUCAGGGUCUUCCUCCGCCAAGAAACACUAGCCAUUCAAUUGAACUUUUACAUGGUGCUUGUCCAGUAAGUGUGCGGCCUUAUAGAUAUCCUCAUUUACACAAGGAUGAACUUGAAAAACAAAUCCAGAGCCUAAUGCAACAAGGGGUGGUGAGAAACUGCACCAACGCUUUCUCUAGUCCCGUCAUUUUGGUCAAGAAGAAGGAUUAA
This is a messenger RNA of Lathyrus oleraceus (garden pea), 1908 nucleotides long. RefSeq lists its product as uncharacterized. The record is from RefSeq and is a predicted model, not a curated record. Lineage: Eukaryota; Viridiplantae; Streptophyta; Magnoliopsida; Fabales; Fabaceae. The coding region runs from base 1 to 1908 and encodes 635 amino acids. The transcript has a single exon.